AUGACUAGUCGGUAGCCAGUAGCCACGGCAGACAAACAGACACAAAAAUCACACUGAGUCCUGAGUCCUGACCGAAGAACACACCUUACGCGCGCAAAGGUUUGAUGAAAAUCCGGAGUUGAAUUGCACAUGUACAGAUUAACAAUGAAAGCAAUUGCGGGUUCACUUUCACUGUCUUUUCCAAGAUGGCGACCGCUUGUUCUUCUUCUUCCUUCUUCAUUCUGCAAUUACUCCUUUUUCCGUUCUUAUUCAUUUACCUUAAAAGGGCAGGGUAAUCAAAUAUGUUGUUUCAAAGAAAGAGAAACUCUGAAGAGAACAACAAAGAAAAGUAAAAAUGCUAAAGAAUGGAGAAAUGUUUUGGACGACAAAGACAUUCCCCACAUUUUAUGGUGGAAAGAGAAAUUACAAUCAUGCAAAAAAUUUUCAACAAUUCAACUUAUUAGGAGACUUGUCUACUCCAAUUUGCUUGGGUUGGAUGUUAACUUGAAAAAUGGAAGUGUAAAAGAAGGAAAUCUCAACUAUGAAGUGCUGCAGUUUAAGUCAAGGUUCCCACGUGAAGUUUUGCUAUGCAGAGUUGGGGACUUCUAUGAGGCCAUUGGUAUAGAUGCUUGUAUUCUUGUAGAAUAUGCUGGCUUAAAUCCAUUUGGUGGCUUGCGCUCUGAUAGUGUUCCAAGGGCUGGCUGCCCUGUGGUGAAUUUGCAACAAACAUUGGAUGACCUGACGCGUAAUGGCUAUUCUGUUUGUAUAGUUGAAGAAGUGCAGGGUCCAACUCAAGCUCGUUCUCGGAAAGGUCGUUUUAUAUCUGGGCAUGCACAUCCUGGGAGCCCAUAUGUAUAUGGACAUGUUGGGGUUGAUCGUGACCUUGACUUUCCUGAACCAAUGCCUGUUGUUGGGGUGUCUCGUUCUGCUAAAGGCUAUUCUUUACUCUCAAUCUUGGAGACUCUGAAGACAUUCUCUGUUGAGGAGGGUUUGACUGAAGAAGCCUUAGUAACGAAGCUUCGCACAUGCCGUUGUCAUUAUUUGUUUCUCCACAAAUCAUUAAAACACAAUUCUUCAGGAACUUGUCGCUGGGGGGAAUUUGGUGAGGGAGGUUUACUAUGGGCAGAAUGCACUUCCCGACACUUUGAAUGGUUUGACGGUGACCCUGUUGAAGAGCUUUUGCUCAAGGUUAAGGAACUCUAUGGUCUUGACGAUGUAGUUGAAUUUAGGAAUAUAGCCGUUCAUUCAGAAUGUAGGCCACGUCCUUUACAUCUUGGAACUGCCACACAGAUUGGUGCUAUACCUACAGAGGGAAUACCUUGUUUGAUCAAUGUAUUGCUUCCAUCAAAUUGCACUGGUUUGCCCCAAUCGUAUAUCAGAGAUCUUCUGCUCAAUCCUCCAUCUUAUGCUGUAGCAGCUACAAUUCAAGAGAUAUGCAAACACAUGAGCCGCUUGACAUGCUCAAUUCCGGAUUUCACAUGUGUAUCGUCUGCAAAGCUUGUCAAGCUACUAGAGCUUAGGGAGGCCAAUCAUAUUGAGUUCCGCCGAAUAAAGAAUGUUGCUGAAGAAAUAUUGCAGAUGCAUGAUAAUCCUGAGCUAUGCAAGAUCCUUAAGCUGUUGAUGGAUCCUACUUCUGUAGCAACUGGAUUGAAUCUUGAACUUGACACACUUGUAAACGAUUGUGAGUGGUUGUCAUAUAGAAUUGGUGAUCUUCUUUCAUUAGAUGAUGAAACUGAGCAACAAAUAAGUUCUUUCCCUCAUAUUCCUAGCGAUUUUUUCGAAGAUAUUGAAUCUUUUUGGAAAGGGCGUGUGAGAAGAAAGCAUAUGGAAGAUUUGUAUGAAAAAGUUGUGAAGGCAGCCAAGGCCCUUCAUAUGGCGGUUUCUGAGGAUUUCCUCCCGAUCAUUUCAAGGAUCAGAGCAUCUAUAGCACCACUUGGGGGUCCAAAGGGUGAAAUUCUUUAUGCUCGAGAACAUGAAGCUGUUUGGUUUAAAGGAAAACGGUUUGCACCAUCAGUAUGGGCUGGGACUCCAGGGGAAAAAGAAAUUAAAGAGCUGAAACCGGCAUUGGAUUCAAAAGGAAAGAAAGUCAGUGAAGAAUGGUUUACCACAGCAAAAGUUGAAAAUGCAUUGAUGAGGUACCAUGAAGCUAAUGAAAAAGCUAGGGGCAAAGUUCUUGAACUGCUGAGGGAUUUGUCUGCCGAAUUACAAUCUAAAAUAAACGUUCUUGUGUUUGCCUCCAUGAUGCUUGUUAUUGCAAAGGCGCUGUUUUCUCAUGUGAGUGAAGGGAGGAGGAGGAAAUGGGUCUUCCCCACUCUAGUGGAACUCAGUAGGACUCAGAAUGGAAUGCUAGACGGUGAACCCAUAAGCAUGGAGAUAACUGGUCUAUCCCCGUAUUGGUUUGAUAUAGCUAAAGGUAGCGCAGUGUGCAACUCAGUCAGCAUGCAAUCGCUUUUUCUUCUAACAGGACCAAAUGGAGGUGGUAAAUCAAGUUUGCUGAGAUCCGUCUGUGCUGCUGCUUUGCUCGGAACGUGUGGUUUUAUGGUUCCUGCCGAAUCUGCUUCAAUCCCCCAUUUUGAUGCUAUAAUUCUUCACAUGAAAUCCUAUGAUAGCCCUGUUGAUGGGAAGAGUUCUUUUCAGAUAGAAAUGUCAGAGAUUCGUUCAUUAUUAUCUGCAAUGACUUCAAGAAGUCUUGUUCUCAUUGAUGAAAUCUGCCGAGGAACAGAAACUGAGAAGGGAACUUGUAUUGCUGGCAGUAUUGUAGAAACUCUGGAUGCAAUUGGCUGUUUGGGUAUAGUAUCUACUCACUUGCACGGAAUCUUUGAUUUGCCGCUUAGAAGAACUAAAACAGUAAAUAAAGCAAUGAGCGCAGAAUUUGUUGAUGGUCAAACCGUACCAACUUGGAAAUUGGUCGAUGGAAUUUGUAAAGAGAGCCUUGCAUUUGAAACUGCUCAACGAGAAGGCGUACCAGAAUCUCUAAUUGAACGAGCCCAACAGUUGUAUUCUUCCGUAUACGCAAAUAAGCUGCAGUUGAAAGAGAUGAGACAUCAUUUUUGUGAUUCUAAUUCAGAUGUAAAUUUAACUACAGAAGCUCACAGUGGCUUAAGUACCGUCUUUUAUAAUAAAAGCUUUAGUACCCAAAUCGAUACGUUCAGGAAGGACGUUCUUGCUGCUGUUACCACCAUAUGCCAGAAGAAGCUGAAUGAUCUCUGUAAAGUGGAAAAUGCUCCUCAAUUCUCGGAGAUCAAUUGCAUAUUCAUCGCUGCUAGAGAACAGCCACCUCCAUCAACUAUAGGUGCUUCAAGUGUUUAUGUUAUGCUACGCCCUGACAACAAAUUAUAUGUUGGAGAGACUGAUGAUCUCCAAGGAAGAGUCCAAGCACAUCGAUCAAUGGAGGGUAUGAAGACUGCCGCAUUCAUUUCCUUUGUAGUCCACGGGAAGAGUAUAGCUUGCCAGCUUGAGACGCUUCUCAUUAAUCAGCUUCCUAAACGAGGAUUCCGGCUCGCUAAUAUUGCUGAUGGUAAUCACCGAAAUUUUGGUACAUCUGAUUUCAUCUUAGAACCAGUAACCGUUUGUAAAUGAUUCUGUAACUUCCGCUUCUGGAUUUCGUACGAAGGAAUCAUCAUCCACAUAGUUCUAGGGAUUAAGGUAAUGUAUCUCGGUCGUUCGUUGAAUUAGGUACUCUAGAUUGUAAUUGUGUGGUAGGAAAUGGGAAAUGUAAAUUUGUGAUGAUAAUUCAUAACUGACUUGUGGUUGCAACAAUUUUGUUUUAAGUUGCUCCACCAGCAGUUUCUUGAAAUCUCCAGGUGAAGUCUUUGAUUAAUAUUAAUUAUUAUCGUGAGACUUUAAUUAUCAA
Amaranthus tricolor (Joseph's coat) is the source of this 3832-nucleotide messenger RNA. Its product is annotated as DNA mismatch repair protein MSH1, mitochondrial. The record is from RefSeq and is a predicted model, not a curated record. The transcript has 23 exons. Lineage: Eukaryota; Viridiplantae; Streptophyta; Magnoliopsida; Caryophyllales; Amaranthaceae. Gene Ontology annotation, biological process: mismatch repair. Gene Ontology annotation, cellular component: nucleus. The coding region runs from base 130 to 3558 and encodes 1142 amino acids. Gene Ontology annotation, molecular function: mismatched DNA binding; ATP-dependent DNA damage sensor activity; ATP binding.